Messenger RNA from Notolabrus celidotus (New Zealand spotty), 4313 nucleotides. It is a transcript of the gene dgkb, whose product is annotated as diacylglycerol kinase, beta. Lineage: Eukaryota; Metazoa; Chordata; Actinopteri; Labriformes; Labridae. Gene Ontology annotation, cellular component: plasma membrane. Gene Ontology annotation, biological process: lipid phosphorylation; intracellular signal transduction; diacylglycerol metabolic process. Gene Ontology annotation, molecular function: ATP-dependent diacylglycerol kinase activity; calcium ion binding. The transcript is spliced from 24 exons. The record is from RefSeq and is a predicted model, not a curated record. Bases 291 to 2447 code for a protein of 718 amino acids.
AGUUUCCAGUUUGUGCUCACAGAUGAAACAGACCCCCCCAGUGCUGUUGAGAAACGUUACUCCUAAUUAACUUUUGUAAAAUGAGUACCUGCUACCCACGGUGAAGCUAAUUGAUUUAGCAGUGUAGGCCUCAUAAAAGCUCCUUAGCCUGCUCCACUACAGACUCCACGAAGAAGCUGAAGGAUGUCCUGCAGGAGUUCCAUGGAGACGGUGUGUUGGCUAAAUACAAUCCAGAGGAGAAGCAGGAAAUCCUCAACCAGGAGAUCGACUUCGAGGGCUUCAAGGUCUUCAUGCAGACGUUCCUGGAGAGUGAGCUCCCCGAGGAGUUCUGUCAACACCUCUUCAUGUCGUUUAGCAACAAGGGACCCAAACCCAGUCCAUCAUCAUCUGACAAACCCAGAGUGUCUGGGCUGAAGCUGAUCAAAAGCACCUCGACCCCUCUGAGGACCGCCGUGCUGCCCAGACCUCUGGAUUCGGUGCAGCUGAAGGACAUCGUGUGUUACCUCUCGCUGCUGGAGGGCGGGCGGCCUGAGGACAAGCUCGAGUUUAUGUUUCGACUCUAUGACACGGAUGGAAACGGCUCUCUGGACAGCUCGGAGCUGGAGCACAUUAUAUCCCAGAUGAUGCAUGUAGCAGAGUACCUGGAGUGGGAUGUGACCGAGCUGAAACCAAUCCUGCAGGACAUGAUGCGGGAGAUCGACUACGACCACGACGGCACGGUGUCUCUGGAGGAGUGGAUCCAGGGAGGCAUGACCACCAUCCCACUUCUGGUCCUGCUGGGCCUGGAGACUAACGUCAAAGACGACGGGCAGCACGUGUGGAGACUGAAGCACUUCAACAAACCGGCCUACUGUAACCUGUGCCUCAACAUGCUGAUCGGACUGGGGAAGCAGGGGCUCUGCUGCUCCUUCUGCAAGUACACGGUCCAUGAGCGCUGCGUGGCCCGUGCUCCCCCAUCGUGCAUCAAAACUUAUGUCAAGUCCAAGAAAAACACAGAGGUAAUGCAUCAUUUCUGGGUGGAGGGGAACUGCCCCACCAAGUGUGACAAGUGUCACAAAACCGUUAAGUGUUACCAGGGCCUGACUGGGCUCCACUGUGUGUGGUGUCAAAUCACGCUCCAUAACAAGUGUGCCUCCCACGUGAAACCUGAGUGUGACUGCGGCCCCCUGAAGGAUCACAUCCUGCCCCCUAACUCAAUCUGCCCCAUCAUCCUGGAAAGGCAGACGACGCUGAGGAAAGACUCGCUCAGGUCCAGUCAGACGAACCGAGGGAAGAUGCAGAGAGCGAACUCUGUCACAGUGGACGGCCAAGGACUGCAGAUCACAACAAUAGAGGGCACUCAUCCUCUGCUCGUGUUUGUCAAUCCGAAGAGCGGGGGGAAGCAGGGUGAGAGGAUCUACAGAAAGUUCCAGUAUCUCCUGAACCCCAGACAAGUGUACAACUUGGCCAAGAACGGACCCAUGCCCGGGCUUAACUUCUUCAGAGACGUUCCUGAUUUCAGAGUCCUGGCCUGUGGAGGAGACGGCACUGUUGGCUGGAUCCUGGACUUCAUAGAUAAAGCCAACCUGGACAGGAACCCCCCCGUGUGUAUACUUCCUCUGGGCACGGGCAACGACCUGGCAAGAUGUCUGCGCUGGGGAGGAGGCUACGAGGGCGAGAGCCUCCUGAAGAUCAUGCGGGACAUCGAGAACAGUUCGGAGGUGAUUCUGGAUCGCUGGAAGAUUGACGUCACACCUGCAGACAAGGACGAGCGAGGCGACCCCGUGCCUUACAGCAUCGUGAACAACUACUUCUCCAUCGGAGUGGACGCCUCCAUCGCACAUCGUUUCCACGUCAUGAGGGAGAAGCACCCGGAGAAGUUCAACAGCCGAACAAAGAAUAAGCUGUGGUACUUUGAGUUCGGCACUUCGGAGACCUUCUCGGCCACGUGUAAGAAGCUCCACGACUUUCUGGAGGUUGAGUGUGAUGGUGUCACUCUGGACCUCAGCAGCAUCUCCCUGGAAGGCAUAGCAAUUCUCAACAUUCCCAGCAUGCACGGCGGCUCCAACCUCUGGGGCGAGAGCAAGAAGAGGAGGGGCAACCGCAAAGGGGGGAAGAAGAGCCAAGACAAGAGGACUCCAUUGUUGGAUCCCAAGGAGCUCAUGUUCGCAGUCCAAGACCUCUCCGACCAGCUGCUGGAGGUGGUGGGUCUGGAGGGAGCGAUGGAGAUGGGUCAGAUCUACACCGGCCUGAAGAGCGCUGGAAGACGCCUGGCACAGUGCUCCUCUGUCACCAUCAGAACCAGUAAAUCCCUCCCGAUGCAGAUUGAUGGGGAACCUUGGAUGCAGACCCCCUGCACUAUUGAGAUCAUCCACAAGAACCAGGCCGCCAUGUUAAUGGGACCUCAACAAGGCCGGAGCUGCUUCUCCUCCAUCGUCAGGCGAACACGCACAGAGAGCAAAGACUGAUCCAUCACAGUCCCAGACCUUCGAGUCGUCACAAAAACACCUGCAGAUCAGCAAACACAAGUCGAUCAUCAUCCGGCCCGUUAGUGAAGGGGUCUUUGAUGCCUGUUUGAUAGCCCAGCUUCCAGUAGCAAGCUGCAGGUGCAGUAAGUAUCACCUGCAGCGUGGAGAUGUCACUGAGAAGGCCUUGAUUCAUCCAGAGUGAGGUGUGUUUAGAACUGACGCCUCAGCCUGUACUGUAGUUUAGCUCCAAAAAUACUGAAGCUAUUUCGGGAUGGUCCGGUUUUAUAAAAGUCUGUUUUUAUUUCUGCUGUUGUGAUCUGUGCCAUGUGGAAAAAAAACACCCACAGACGAAUGUGUUUUGUGAUAAGAUGUAUUUAUUUAUUUAUUCAUAUUUGCUGCUAUUGAUGUUUUUUAACAGUUUUUUGCAUUUGCAUACCCCUGAUGCAUGAUGGACAGUGAAUGAGGAUGCUGCUGUUGAAGCUGACAUAUCUGGUGUUUCGCGGAUGAUCUUUUCCCGAGUGUGUAGUAAGAAGUGAAGUUUCUGUGCUCAGCAUUUCAUCAGCGCUUCUCUCCUGAAUGGCUUCAAGUCUUGAAAAGACAAAGAAACACUCGCUUUUCUUUGCACAGUUCCUGCAAGUCAUCCUGCAAUGUCAUGUUUUUGAUCUGAUGUGCUGCUGCUCCGUCGGUGAAAAAGAUUAGGAAUGAUUAUUGAUCCUCAUAAAAAAUGCAUGACACUCUUUGUUUGACGUCGCACCACAGAUUUUCCAGACAGUUUUACCAAUUGUGUGCACACUUUGUGUUGCAUGAGUGACCAGGAUCUGUUCUGACACUUGUGGAAAUUGAUCGUUGUUGAAUCUAAAUCUAGAGUGCCGCUCGGUUUAACCAUAUCACUCUUUAUCUAUAUGAUGGCUGCGUUUUGAUCGGAUCCUGUGUGUUUUUGAAGAUACUCAGACACCUUUGAGAGUAUGAAAAAAAAAGAAAAUGUAACAGAAAAAAAGUGUAGUGUUCGUUCAUGUUGCUCCAGUAACUGUGUAGUUGGAUAUUCAAGAGAAGCAUUUUGACCUCCCCUGGUCAUUGAUUCGCUCUGAUGUCUGCUGUUGAGUGUUUACAGUCCGCUGCACACACAAGACAACAUUAACCAAUUAAAGCCUAAAUACAAAAUGACUAUUGACAUAUAUAUUGUACAAGCUGGAUUUAAAGAAUCAAUGCUGAAAAUCUAUCCCUUCCUAUAAUUACAGAUUUCUGAGGCAUUUUACAGCCAAUUACACAUGCACAUGCUUUCUAUAAGACCUGAUGAUGACGUUUUUAUAUUCACUUGAAACUGCCAAAUACACUGAAGAGUCUCCUUAUAUGCACAAAAAUAACAAUAUAUAUUUGCAGGGCACUCUUGCAAAGUUACAAACUGCUGUACAUGCAUUAAAGAGGGCGUUGUUAUAAAUAGUGAUGGUAAAAUUCUGUAUUUUUCUGCGUUAAAGAAAACUUGUCUUAGUCAAUUUCACCAAAAGUUAAUGCUUCACAAUAUUCUUGGGAUAAGUUACAGCUCUAAACACACACACAUGAUAAAUGUGUUGUUUUUUAACAUGACUGUACGCCUGAUUGUUUUCAGAGAGCAACUCCAGGUUCGACUGUUUCAGUCCUGAAAAGUGCCAAACCCCAGUACAGACUGAGGUCCAAUGAAUCUCCAUCUCUUUGAUUUGUACUUUGCAGCAUUUGUACGAUGAGGUUGUAUUUUUGUACUCAGUAUUGUUUUUUCUGCUUGUCACGUUUCUUCACAGUUGAACUCACACCAUGUUGUUCUGCCUAAAACAAACUAUGCCUGCAAAUGUGACUGAGAAAAGUGAUAAUAAAGCUUUGUUGUUUGAGAAA